AUGACAAUUAAGCAAGCUGUUCAAACUUGUGUUCUUUCCCACAGAUGGAUGUGCUUGUGGAAGUAUGUUCCGAAGUUGAACUUCGAAGAUUCAAGGGCGAUGGAUAGGAUUAAAGAUUCGAUGAGCAAGGAUGAGAUAGUUGACUCGGAAAGAUGUUGUUUUAUUAGCUUUGUCAAUCGUGUCUUGGAACAACCUCUUGGUGAUAUUGAUGAAAUGAGGAUAAAAUUUGAUUUGGAUAAUCUUUGCAAAUUUGAUAUUGAUAAGUGGGUGAAUUUUGCGACAGCAAGUGAACUCAAUAAGCUCGAAUUAGACUUUUAUCCUGCAUUGUUUUUCACCCGGAGACAUCCUCAUCUUCUGGAUUCCUGUCAGCUCCUUGAGAAUCUGUGCCUCGAGUGUUCAGAAAUUUUAACUAGUGUAAGCUCUGCUUCCUUGUCACUACCCUUGAAACAUUUAAAUGUUUCUUGCUGCUUUAAUAUGCAAACAAUUGAUAUAUCUGCCCCAAAGCUCUUGUCGUUGACAUAUUUUGGUGAUCCUAUUGAGUUCAAUAUUCGGAAUGCCUCCUCACUUUUGGAGCUAUCUGUUGGCGGUGAUAAACUUAUCAAAGUAGCCUAUGCGUUUGAACCUUUGGCAAUAUAUCUUUCACAAUUGAAGUAUCUACAACUGCGGAUGCGCUUACAUAAUGGGAAUAAUUUAGCGAUCGAGCACCCACCUGCCUUCCCAAGCCUGAAGCAUCUUGAGCUGUAUGCUGUGGCUGAUUUUAACGAAUCCUCCUGGGAUGGAUCCCUCUGA
Molecule: messenger RNA, 789 nt
Organism: Chenopodium quinoa (quinoa)
Lineage: Eukaryota; Viridiplantae; Streptophyta; Magnoliopsida; Caryophyllales; Amaranthaceae
Product: putative F-box/FBD/LRR-repeat protein At5g62970
Exons: 3
Coding region: 1-789 (262 amino acids)
Source: RefSeq, a predicted model, not a curated record